Mercenaria mercenaria is the source of this 513-nucleotide messenger RNA. RefSeq names its product gastrula zinc finger protein XlCGF26.1-like. Gene Ontology annotation, biological process: regulation of transcription by RNA polymerase II. Gene Ontology annotation, molecular function: RNA polymerase II transcription regulatory region sequence-specific DNA binding; DNA-binding transcription factor activity, RNA polymerase II-specific. The record is from RefSeq and is a predicted model, not a curated record. Bases 1 to 513 code for a protein of 170 amino acids. NCBI's taxonomy places the organism in Eukaryota, Metazoa, Mollusca, Bivalvia, Venerida, Veneridae. Gene Ontology annotation, cellular component: nucleus. The transcript has 2 exons.
AUGGCGGAGGCUGAAAGUCAACACAGGUUAACAAUCAAUGCACUUGAAGAAUCAUUUCAUGAGGAAACACAGACAAAGCUAUGUGCUGGUUGUGGGAGAGAGUUCAAGACCAGGAGUGGGCUUAGAAAGCACAUGAUCCGGCAUGAACUUUCGCACAAAUACAAAUGUGCAGAAUGUCAUCAGAAAUUUGUAGAAAAACACCAGUAUGAAGGUCACAUGAGAAAACACGGAUCAGAUAUGUUAACAUGUGACAAAUGCCACAAAAGCUUUACACAUUUACAGUCCGUGAAGAGGCAUAUGAAGACAUGCUCCAUAAAGGAGGAUAACAGUGGUGGUCACUCUUCUUUCAAAUGUGAUGAUUGUGGCAUUCAGUUUACUAGGAAGGACACACUCACUGAUCAUGUAAAUGGCGUACAUAGGAGUUCUCGUCGCUAUGAGUGUACCAUUUGUGGAAAGUACUACAAAUGGAGAUCUAGUCUCUGCAACCACAACAAGAAGAAACACACAGAAUGA